Polyodon spathula (Mississippi paddlefish) is the source of this 3911-nucleotide messenger RNA. Its product is annotated as exportin-5. Bases 145 to 3774 code for a protein of 1209 amino acids. The transcript is spliced from 32 exons. Lineage: Eukaryota; Metazoa; Chordata; Actinopteri; Acipenseriformes; Polyodontidae. Gene Ontology annotation, biological process: protein export from nucleus; RNA export from nucleus. Gene Ontology annotation, molecular function: nuclear export signal receptor activity; small GTPase binding; RNA binding. Gene Ontology annotation, cellular component: nucleus; cytoplasm; RNA nuclear export complex. The record is from RefSeq and is a predicted model, not a curated record.
UUACGGCCUUGCACGUUGUGUGUAUAGAGUUGGAAAAGCGGAGCGUUUCGGUUGUAGUGCAGUGGCGUUGUAGAUUUUUAUUUACCCAAAUCGGUACCUUGUACUUUGUUUUCUUAACUAUUUUUUAAAUUAAAAGUCAAAAUCAUGUCGGAACAGGUGAACGCGCUUUGUGAACAGCUGAUAAAGGCAGUGAAUGUAAUGAUGGAUACGGAAUCAAGUCAACGAUACCGACUGGAGGCCCUAAAGUUUUGUGAAGAAUUCAAGGAGAAGUGUCCGAUUUGUGUCCCCUGUGGACUUAAACUAGCAGAGAAGACCCAGCCACCAAUUAUCAGACAUUUUGGUCUUCAGAUACUGGAACACUGUGUCAAAUUCCGCUGGAACAAUAUGCCACAGCGGGAAAAAGUAAAUUUGAAAAACAAUGUGAUGGGAUUAAUAUCAAAUGGCAUUCGUCCCAUUCUGGAAGAGGAGAGUCAUAUCAAGGAUGUUCUGUCCCGAAUUGUGGUGGAGAUGAUCAAGAGAGAGUGGCCGCAGCACUGGCCUGACAUGCUGAAGGAACUCGAGUCUCUCACAAAGCAGGGGGAAGCGCAGACGGAGCUGGUGAUGUUCAUUCUGCUGCGGCUGGCAGAGGAUGUAGUGACCUUCCAGACCCUCCCCACCCAACGCCGGCGCGAUAUCCAGCAGACCCUCACCCAGAACAUGGAGAACAUCUUCAACUUCCUGCUUAACAUUCUGCAGCAGAACGUCAACAAGUACCGCAAAAUGAAAACAGACCCAACACAGGAAAUUAAGGCCAAGGCUCACUGCCGUGUUGGGGUAGCUGCUCUCAAUACCCUGGCAGGCUACAUUGACUGGGUGGCCCUGGUUCACAUCACAAACGAUAACUGCCGGCUGCUGGAGAUGCUAUGUCUCCUGCUGAGUGAAGCUGAGCUACAGCUGGAAGCAGCAGAGUGCCUGCUCAUUGCUGUCAGCAGAAAGGGAAAGCUGGAAGACCGGAAGCCUCUAAUGAUCUUGUUUGGGGAUGUAGCAAUGCACUAUAUUCUCUCUGCUGCACAGCCUGCGGAUGGAGCAGGACUCACAGAGAGACACUACGUUUUCCUAAAACGGCUGUGUCAGGUUUUGUGUGCAUUGGGCGGUCAGCUGUGUGCACUGCUGGCAUCUGAUGUUGAUGUUGAAACCCCAGCCAACUUGGGCAAAUACUUGGAAGCCUUCCUUGCGUUUACCACUCACCCAAGCCAGUUUUUAAGAUCUUCAACCCAGGUCACUUGGGGCUCGUUAUUUAGACACGAGGUUCUGUCUAAAGAUCCCAUGACAAUGGCAAUAACUUCAAAGUACGUGAGAGCCUCCAUGACCAACCUUGUUAAGGUCGGAUUCCCAUCUAAAACAGAUAGCCCAAGCUGUGAAUAUUCUCGUGUGGACUUUGACAGCGAUGAAGAUUUCAACGCCUUCUUUAACUCAUUCCGAGCCCAGCAAGGUGAGGUUGUCCGUAACGCCUGCAAACUGAUCCCUCUGGAGACCUUCCAAAUGGCCGGGGAAUGGCUGCAGUACCAGCUGAACACGCCCAUUGACAUCGGCCCAACCACAUCGAAGACCGCAGAAGGCCUGUGCUCUAUCUUCUCUCCGUCGUAUGUACAGUGGGAUGCCAUGACUUUCUUCACGGAGAGUGUUGUCAGCCAGCUGAUCAAGUUUGUGGACAAAGAGAAACUCCCGGUGGAUCAGGGUAUGGAGCUGCUGCAGGCUGUCCUGAAUUACGAGACCAGAGACCCGCUCAUACUCUCCUGCGUGCUGACCAAUGUGUCAACCCUCUUCCCGUUUGUCAACUUCCGGCCUGAAUUCCUGCCCCAGGUCCUCUCCAAGCUAUUUUUAUCAGUUACAUUUGAAGUGAUUGAGGAGAGCAAGGCUCCCAGGACCCGUGCAGUGAAGAAUGUGAGAAGACAUGCUUGCUCCUCCAUUAUCAAGAUGUGCAGAGACUACCCACAACUCAUACUGCCCUGCUUCGAGAUGCUGUACUCCCAUGUGAAGCGGCUGUUCUCCAAUGAGCUGCUGCUCACUCAGAUGGAGAAGUGUGCUCUGAUGGAGGCUCUCGUUCUCAUCAGCAACCAGUUCAAGAACUACGAGAAACAGAAGGCUUUCCUGGAGGAGCUGAUGGCCCCGGUCUCCAGUCGCUGGCUCUCAAAAGAAAUGACACAAGUGCUGUCGGACCCCACCUUGUUCCUUGCCUUUGUGGGUGCUGAUGUGAAAGUGAGUGGGAUCAUCGACGAUCCUACUGGCAUCAACAGGUCCAGGAUAAGCUUUUGUGUGUACACCAUUCUGGGCGUAGUGAAACGGGCCCGCUGGCCCAGUGAUCUGGAGGAAGCCAAAGCUGGAGGAUUUGUGGACGGGUACGCCCCCAACGGCAAUCCGAUCUACCGCAACCCCUGCGCCGAGCAGGUCCGAAAACUUCUCCACAACUUGCUCGCUCUCAUAAGGACUCACAACAACCUGUUCCUGCCUGAGAACUUGGCCAAAUUGAGUGAGACGUUUGGCAAAGCCUUUGACAUGAUGGAAGUGGAGAAGAAUGCUAUUUUGGGUCUCCCUCAGCCCUUGUUGGACCUCUACGACUCCCCUGUAUAUAAAACAGUGCUGGAACGAAUGCAGGGUUUCUUCUGUACGCUCUAUGAUAACUGCUUCCACAUUUUGGGAAAUGCAGGCCAGUCGUUGCAGCAGGAUUUCUACACCAUCGAUGGCUUGGCUGGCCAGUUAAUCACCUCUGCUUUCGUCAACCUGGCCAAUGUUCCUGACUACCGGCUCCGCCCCAUGCUUCGUGUGUUCGUGAAGCAGCUGGUUCUCUCCUGCCCUCCGGAGUACUACAACACCCUCAUGUGCCCUAUCCUGGGGCCUCUCUUUGCCUAUCUGUUACAGAGGCUUACUCAGAAGUGGCAGGUCAUCCACCAGAGAAGUAGCCUUUGCAACUCUGAGGACGAACCCCCUGAAGAGAACCCCAUGUCUCAGGAGAUGCUGGACGAGCAGCUGGUCAGGCUGCUGACCCGGGAAGUCAUGGACCUCCUCAGUGUAUGCUGUAUUGUGAAGAGGGGAUCUGAAGCAGCUGGUGCUAAAGAAGGUGAAUUGGAAGAGGAAGAUAUGAUGGCUACAGAUGCUUCCCAGGCUCCUCAGCCAGCGACUACCACGUUGGAUGAAUUGACUGAGCUGGGAAAGUGCCUGCUGAAGAACGAGGACAUUUGUACAACAUUUUUGACAACUGCGUACAGCUCCCUCUCCUGGAAGGAUACCAUUACCUGCCAGAGGAUGACAACGCAGGUCUGCUGGCCUCUGCUGAAACAGGUGAUGUCUGGGAGUCUGUUGGCGGAUGCAGUUACCUGGUUUUACGGCGCCGUGUUGAGGGGGUUGCAGAUGCAUGGGCAGCACGAGGGCUGCAACACUGCGCUCAUCCAGCUGGCUUUCUUCAUUUAUGAGACACUGAGACCCCGCUUCCCUGAGCUGAGGACUGUGAUGGAACAGAUCCCCCAGAUCCAGAUGGACAGUCUGGACCAGUUUGACUUGAAAGUGCUGAACCCUGGACAGCAGAAAACAGCAGACAAAAAGAGGAAGGACAUCUUUAAAAGGCUUAUUUCUGGCACAGUUGGGAAACCCCUUGGACAGCAGUUUAAAAAGGAAGUUCACAUCAAAAACCUACCAUCCCUAUUCAAGAAAAACAAAUCUGAGCCGACACUGGAUACCCUUGAUGGCAAUAGUGCCGGCUUGGCAACACUCUUUUCACCUAACCCUGAUGAUAUUUGAAAAGGUCAAGGACUUGGCACUCGCCAUUUUCUAUAAUGGAAAUGUUAACCUGAGCGACUGCCUUUUAAUUCAUAGAAAGGUCCAUUGUGUAGGUUACCACAGUGUGUAAGAUGUUUUUUUUUUUUUUUUUUUUUUUU